Messenger RNA from Phycomyces blakesleeanus NRRL 1555(-), 1428 nucleotides. RefSeq lists its product as hypothetical. Gene Ontology annotation, biological process: mRNA pseudouridine synthesis; tRNA pseudouridine synthesis. Gene Ontology annotation, molecular function: RNA binding; pseudouridine synthase activity. The coding region runs from base 1 to 1428 and encodes 475 amino acids. Lineage: Eukaryota; Fungi; Mucoromycota; Mucoromycetes; Mucorales; Phycomycetaceae. The record is from RefSeq and is a predicted model, not a curated record. The transcript is spliced from 8 exons. Gene Ontology annotation, cellular component: nucleus.
AUGAAUGAACCCGAAAUCAGCAAUUCAAACGAGAAAAUAAAUGAAAGCAAUAACGAGAAUACAACUGAGGAAAAAGAUAGCAGACUUCUUCCAGUAGCAGACACGCCGAGUGGGUGGCCUGCUCCGCCACAAAGAAAGCCAAAGACUGGAAAAGAACGCAAGGAACAUUUUAUUAAAAAUCGAUCGUGGAAAGCCGCAGAGUCUAAACCAAGAUGGGAAGACAAGAAAGACGAUAGACCACAGCAGACAGGCGAAAAAGAACCGCGACUACCAAAGAAAAAGGUGGCUAUGCUUAUAGGAUUCAACGGCACGGGUUAUCAAGGAAUGCAAUCAAAUCCUGAUGCCAAGUCUAUCGAAGGCGACCUAUUUGAUGUUUUAUGCAAAGUUGGUGCAGUCUCAAAGGACAACUCAACUGAUCCUGGAAAAGUACAAUUAGUACGUGCAGCGCGCACUGAUAAAGGAGUGCACGCCGCUGGAAAUCUUGUUUCUUUAAAGUUAAUCACCGAAGAUCCUGAUUUGGUGACCAAAAUCAAUGACCUUCUUCCUGAACAAAUUAGGGUGUGGGGCUACGUCGAGACUUCACGUUCAUUUCAUGCAAAGAGUAGCUGCGACUCCCGUACCUAUGAAUAUCUCCUUCCUUCUUAUGUUCUGAUGCCGCCCCACAAGAAAGAGCUCAAAGACUCCCCUGGUGCAGAGGAUGAUAAAAAAUUGUUUAUAGGCGACAGUGAAAAAGUAUACUAUGUGGCUCGUAGUACACCUGAAGAAAUAAAAAUCAAAGAUCAAUAUCGAGUUGAAACAAGUGUAUUUGAAGAGUUCCGAAAAUCUCUUGAUAUGUUCAACGGAACUCACAACUUUCAUAACUAUACUGUGGGUCGCAGUUUUAAAGAUAAGAGUUCUAAUCGAUAUAUGAUGAAUAUUGAGACAUCCGAACCCAUGUUGAUAGAAGACACAGAAUGGAUUAGCGUAAAGCUCCACGGACAAUCAUUUAUGCUUCAUCAGAUCAGAAAGAUGAUAUCCAUGGCUGCAAUGAUAGCCCGUAGUAAAACACCUACCUCUUUGAUCACAAAGUCCUUUGAAGCUGACAGAAUAAACAUACCAAAGGCACCUGCAUUAGGCCUGUUACUGGAAAGACCUGUUUAUAGCAUCUACAACCGCAAGGCAGACAAAGCCAACGAGCAUGACAUUUUGACAAAAUCUCCUGAAGAAGCCAAACACCGGGAUGCUAUAGAUUUUGACAAAUAUAAGAACGAGAUCAACGAUUUUAAGGAAAAGUGGAUUUACAAAAAGAUUUUCGAGACCGAAAAGAACGAAAGGGUAUUCGAUGACUACUUUAUCCUUUUGGAUUCCACUCCUGUAACUGAUUAUAACUAUAUUAAUUCCGAAGGAGCUAUCCCCAAGGAAUGUAUUAUCGUUACAAAGCACACAUAG